GCUGGGGACCCGGAGAGGAGGCAGCUGCCGCCGGGCACAGAGCUGGCGGCGUUGGCUGGACCGCGUGGCUCCCCGGCUGGAAGUGUGGCCGGGCGGCAGAGGCCACACCUGGCCCUGCCACGUUGCUCCUGUCAACCUCUAGCAGGGGCUGCGUCUCACCUGCGAGGAAGGUGGUGUUUAGUGACUCAAAGUUACUGUUUUUAGCUGGAAGCUCCAAACAACCCAAAAUUGGUGUUUGAAUUUCGCCCUUUAAGAAUACCUUUAUUGUAGUAUAAUUUGCAUAUGACAAAAUUCGCUCUUGGUUCAGUUUUAAACAAAAGCCUAAGGGUUGCUUUUCUGAAGGCCUUGUCUGAGCAGUGGAAAGACUGAGUGGCUUUCAGCAGUAGCAUCCGGGAGGGAGCGCAGGGGCCUGGCUCUCUUGGAGCCGUGCCUGGCCCUGGCCUAGACUCUGGCACAGGGCUGGGUCUCCCAGCCUCGGACAGGUGGGCUGUCCAGAGUAAUGGGGCAGAUCACGUAGCAUGCUAGGUGGCAAGGAGUGCCGGGUGUGGGCAGGGGCUCAGGAAAGGGUCUGAUGAGGAGAGCAGUGUCCCCGCCAGCCGAGGGCAGGGGAAGAUUGUGCCGGCUGCCAUGAGACCGGCAAGCUGGGAGGCCACUGGGGGCUGUGAGGGGAGGAGAGAUCCGGUCUCAGUCCUGUGUUCAAGGCCCCUCUGGCUGCUGGAGGAGAGUGGGGGGUGGGGAUGGCCAGGGUGGCAGCAGGGAGGCCAAUGCAGUGACUUGGGCCACAGUGGGUGGUGGCCUGGGCUUGGCAGCAACAGUGUAGUCAGAUUUUGGAUGUUUGGAGAAGGUAGAGCCACCGGGAUUUCCUAAUGCAUUGGAGGUGGGUGUGUGAGAGGAAGAGGAGUCGAAAUGUCUGCAGGAAUCUGGCCUGAGCUACUAAGGGGGGUGCACUUGGUGAGCUGAGAUGGGGGAGGCGCGGCUCCUCUGGAGCUCUCAGGGGCAGCUGGAGGUGCAAGUCUAGGGUCAGGGGAACAGUCAGGUCUAACGUUGUCCAUUUGCAGUUGCCACGUUGAGGUCCUGAGGGGCUGAGGGUCGUUGGGGAAGAGCACAGAGCCCAUGGUUGGAGUAGUGGAGACGGGGCUGGUGGUGUGGUCAUCUGGGUCAUGGGAGAGAAGGACUGAGAGCAGACCCUGCUGUGUAGCCACAUGAUCUUGAAGGGACAGAAUUACUGCAUCAUUAUUUUUCAGUAGCCCUAGUUUUUAAUAAAAGAAGGUAAAUGUAUUGAUUGUAUGAAUAAUUAUCAACCAACAUUUGUAAGAUCAGAGAGGGCCUCUCCUGCAACAUUUGCUUUUGAUAAUUUUUUAUAAACAUUUGUUAGGAGUUCAAGUUGUUACCAAGCUUCUAUUUGGUAUUAUGAUGAGUGUGGAAAAGAUGGGGUUCCAUAUAAAAUUACAAUUUUGAAAUGGAUUUCCCAUACUUGGGGGAGAGUUUUCAUACUCAUGGCUAUGCACAGAUUGAAGCUAUCGGACAUUAUCUCAGUGGGCUUGUUAAAUAAGUGGGUAAGAACUGGGUGCAACCACGCGAACUCUUAUGUGGAUCCCAGUCUUGUGUAAAACAGUAGUGGGCUGUUGUUGGAGACAGGAAUUUGAGAAGUUUGAAUUUCCAGCAUUUGGGGCAUCCUGGAGUCUGCCUGUGGGAAAAGUGAGACCACAGGUUGAAUCCCAGCAUUUGCUGGUAACAAGGCCACUCCCACAGCAGCCAGGUCACACCCAUAUCCGAUUUGGUGUCAUGGUUUGGGCAGUGUUUGACUUUCGUCACAGCUCGCCCUUUUGAGAGUUACUCACUGAUGCUGCUGAACUGUGUUCACACUUCAGAGUCCGGACGUUGGAUCUCAGUUGCCAAGUGACUCCACCUCAGUCAGAGUCCCCGUGAUGUCUUUCAGGAACGUCCUUUUCUCCCCUCGGUCCUGCUCUCUCCCCAGGAUGGAGGCACCCAGGCUGGAGCUGGGCACGAGGGGGGCAUGCAGGCCGGUCCAUCUGCAGCAAAGGGGUGCCGCAUGCCUCUCGCUCUCCUGUGGGAGGGUGUUGGGGUUCUUUUAUAUUAAAACCUCAUGUUGGGUUUGCUCUUUGCCAUUGUUAUUAUGAGACUGGAUUAUAUUUGAGAAAUGUGCAUGGGUACACCAUAAUCAGGAUUUCACUGUCUUUUUUAGCUCUUUCGGAAUAGAAACUCCAUUUUUUUGUUUUGUGUGCAAGUGCUUCGUGUAUAUCCAGGUGUAUUCUUGUCUGUGUGCAUGGUUUCUAGUCCCCAGAAUGCCCCAUUGUGCCCUUGUAGGCAACACUGGUCUUGCCCAAAGGUGACUGCUAUUCUGACUUCUAUUGUCACAGAUGCAUCUUGCCUGUCCUUGAACUCUGUAUAACUGGAUUUAUUCCUAAAUACUGUUUUGUAUCUGGUACAAUUGCUCUUUUAACAAAAUGUAGGUCUGUUGUAUAAAGUUAGUGCAUUUACAUCUGGAACACAUUUUUGGGAUUGAAUUAAGUGUGAAAUCAGGGAUUAUGUCUGUAUGAGGGUAACUACUCACACACUCAGAUAAGUCACUGCAACUAGAUGUUCUUUUUGCUUUUUACCACCUACGCCGAUACAGUCAGGAUUUUUAGAGUAAAACUGAUAUGGAAGCCUGAAAGGACCAGCAGUGAAUCCUAUUUCCAGGUUUAAUUGCUAGUAAAAUCUGACCUCUCACACCUCUUGUAUGUACGAAAGGCAGGAGCAGCCCAAGCCGCCUGGCCCGUGCACCAGGUCUCAGUGUGCGUGUUUGGCGCAGGCAGCCACAGUGGGUAGCCGAGGGAGUCCCCCUGCCCCGCUGUGCCGUGGGUAAUUAGAUGAGUAGCCCACCGAGGGCUCCCAAGCCUAAGCCAGAGGAGGUUGGGAUAGAUGCCAGACACCGCAGAGGUUUUUUCCCCAAGUCUGAGCAAAUUGGGGUACUGUGUCAGAGGGUUUAAUGAGUUGGUAGGUUUCAGUGUGCUAAAAGUUUUGGCAUAGCACUUUUGCAUCUUCAUGAUGGUUUUCAUUACAGUUCUUAAAAUAUAUUUUUGGAUGAGAUUCAAAUCAAACGUUUAAGGAAUCCCUUAAGUGCCAAGAACUCCAGUGUGCAGCAUGGGCAUGGAUGGGACCUGGAGGCCUGUGACCGCUGCCUGCUGUGGGGCUGGGGCCGUGAUGCCUGGUAAACUUCUCAGACACGGGGUUGUUCCUUCAUGUUUAGAACAGGAGUAACGAUCCCUGUCGUCCCAGCUGUGUCAGGACAGUGUGGUGGCCAAGUGAGGCCACGCCUCCAAGGAGUGGCAGAGGUUGAGGCCCUGCUGAGUUGUGGCCUCUUCCCUCUUUUAUCACUGGAGGAAAAAAAGACCAUUUUUGCAGUUCUUUUAUGUCUGACAGGAGUGAGAAAUUGAUGGAUUAAUAAAAUGGACUUAUUCUACCACAGAAGCUGUAGCCAUUCGGGCCAAAAAGUGUUUCUCCAGCAGUCCCCUGCGGUGUUUAGGAGGAAUGUCGACGUGAAGGGAAUAAAGCCUCAUCUGAGAUUUCACAGGACGCUCCUCAGCGGCAUUUUGAACAAAGAGAACGAUCACCCUAAAGCCCCCACCUCACAGGGAUCUUCAUUUCUUAUUUUACCUUCUUGCCCCAUCUGUGUACAGACAUGACCAGUCACAGAGGCAGGACCCCUGACUGGGGACGGAGUGUGCCUCAAGCUAGCUGUGGCCUUCAGGCUGCUUUUGGAAGGGGGAGUAUGACAGGGCUCAGCAUUUCGUGGGGGUCACAGUUCUCAUGGCUGCAGCUAGCGUGAGCCCCCCCAGCUCCCUGGACUUGCUGCAGCCUGGCUUCUCCAAGAGCCUCCUGGGGACCAAGCUAGAGGCCAAGUACCUGUGUUCUGCCUGCAGGAACGUCCUGCGGAGGCCCUUCCAGGCCCAGUGUGGCCACCGGUACUGCUCCUUCUGCCUGACCACCAUCCUCAGCUCUGGGCCUCAGAAUUGUGCUGCCUGUGUUCAUGAGGGCAUCUAUGAAGAAGGCAUUUCUAUUUUAGAGAGCAGUUCGGCGUUCCCAGACAAUGCUGCCCGCAGGGAGGUGGAGAGCCUGCCGGCCGUCUGUCCCAGCGAUGGGUGCACCUGGAAGGGGACCCUGAAAGAAUAUGAGAGCUGCCACGAAGGCCGCUGCCCGCUCAUGCUGACCGAGUGCCCCGCGUGCAAAGGCCUGGUCCGCCUUGGUGACAAGGAGCGCCACUCAGAGCACGAGUGUCCGGAGAGGAGCCUGAGCUGCCGGCACUGCCGCGCACCCUGCCUUGGGGCAGACGCGAAGGCUCACCAGGAAGUCUGCCCCAAGUUCCCCCUGACUUGUGAUGGCUGCGGCAAGAAGAAGAUCUCCCGGGAGAAGUUCCAGGACCACGUCAAGACCUGUGGCAAGUGUCGAGUCCCCUGCAGGUUCCACACCGUUGGCUGCCUAGAGACGGUAGAGAGAGAAAAGCAGCAGGAGCACGAGGCACAGUGGCUGCAGGGGCACCUGGCCAUGCUGCUGAGCUCUGUCCUGGAGGCAAAGCCCCUCUCGGGAGACCAGAGCCAGGUGGGGUUGGAGCUCCUGCAGAGGUGUGAGAUGCUGGAGAGGAAGACGGCCACCUUUGAGAACAUCGUCUGUGUCCUGAACCGGGAGGUGGAGAGGGUGGCCAUGACGGCCGAGGCCUGCAGCAGGCAGCACCGGCUGGACCAAGACAAGAUCGAAGCCCUGAGUAAUAAGGUGCAGCAGCUGGAGAGGAGCAUCGGCCUCAAGGACUUGGCGAUGGCUGACCUGGAGCAGAAGGUCCUGGAGAUGGAGGCGUCCACCUAUGACGGGGUCUUCAUCUGGAAGAUCCCAGACUUCGCCAGGAAGCGCCAAGAAGCUGUGGCUGGGCGCACACCAGCCAUAUUCUCCCCAGCCUUCUACACCAGCAGGUAUGGCUACAAGAUGUGUCUGCGCAUCUACCUGAAUGGAGAUGGCACCGGGCGAGGGACACACCUCUCUCUCUUCUUCGUGGUGAUGAAAGGCCCGAACGACGCCCUCCUGCGGUGGCCCUUUAACCAGAAGGUGACCUUAAUGCUGCUGGACCAGAACAACCGGGAGCACGUCAUUGACGCCUUCAGGCCGGACGUAACCUCGUCCUCUUUUCAGAGGCCAGUCAACGACAUGAACAUCGCCAGCGGCUGCCCCCUCUUCUGCCCCAUCUCCAAGAUGGAGGCCAAGAACCCCUACGUGCGGGACGAUGCCAUCUUCAUCAAGGCCAUCGUGGACCUGACGGGGCUCUAGCCACCACCCACCAAAGGCCGGGGCAGCCAGGCACAGCCGGCUCAGUGAGGGGCCGCCACGCUGGGCCAGGGUCUCACCGCACAAGGGUGGGUGGGGGCCAGGCUUGGGCGCUUGGGAGGGUGUCACCCGAAGCCCAGGUCAGCGUCACACGAGGAAGGUGCCGCUAGCCAGUCCUCAGAUCUCUGACUGCGUGGAGGGACCCGGGAGAUGGGCGCAGCCCAAGGCCCUGGUGGGAUGGGCUGAGGAUCCUGAAGGGCUCCUGGCAGAACCGCCCUUGCUGUCUGUCCUGUACAGGAGGGAGGGGCCCUGGGGGGGUGCUCCGAGAGGAGCGAGUUCUAGCAAGGGCUCCAGAGCAGGGCACGCGGAGCGGGAGUGUGGCAGGCGCCUCGUGUUUAGGAGGUGGGGCUGCCCCAGUCUGUCCAGAGUGAGGAGCGCCAGGCUGCUCGGCUCUGCCCUCUGGCCCCUGGAGGGAAGGGAGCGUUGUUAGACCUCUGGGUGCUUGUCUGGACAGAGCUGUUGCCUGUGCUGGCUUGGCCGGGCCAGCGGGCAGGACAGGGUGCUGGUCCCGCACAGUCCAGCCCCGCCGGGCGAUGUGUGUUAGCUGCACCAUCCGGCUGAGAGGUCGUUAUUAAACUGUUGAGAUCUC
Lemur catta (Ring-tailed lemur) is the source of this 5965-nucleotide messenger RNA. It is a transcript of the gene TRAF2, whose product is annotated as TNF receptor associated factor 2. NCBI's taxonomy places the organism in Eukaryota, Metazoa, Chordata, Mammalia, Primates, Lemuridae. The coding region runs from base 3814 to 5319 and encodes 501 amino acids. The transcript has 12 exons. Gene Ontology annotation, cellular component: plasma membrane signaling receptor complex; cytoplasmic side of plasma membrane; cytosol. The record is from RefSeq and is a predicted model, not a curated record. Gene Ontology annotation, molecular function: ubiquitin-protein transferase activity; ubiquitin protein ligase binding; zinc ion binding. Gene Ontology annotation, biological process: protein autoubiquitination; positive regulation of canonical NF-kappaB signal transduction; protein K63-linked ubiquitination.